Molecule: messenger RNA, 685 nt
Organism: Dendroctonus ponderosae (mountain pine beetle)
Lineage: Eukaryota; Metazoa; Arthropoda; Insecta; Coleoptera; Curculionidae
Gene: robl
Product: dynein light chain roadblock-type 2
Exons: 1
Coding region: 114-407 (97 amino acids)
Biological process (GO): microtubule-based movement
Cellular component (GO): centrosome; cytoplasm; cytoplasmic dynein complex
Molecular function (GO): dynein intermediate chain binding
Source: RefSeq, a predicted model, not a curated record
AGCAAGAAAACGUCAUACUUGACAAAACCGAGUGAAUCAUUCAAUAUUUAGAAGUGUUUUUAUUGAGUAAACAUACACAAAUAGAGCAAAAGUUUGGAAAGUAGCCGUCCAUAAUGUCUAACGAAGUGGAAGAAACUAUGAAAAGAAUCCAGUCCCACAAAGGAGUUGUGGGUACCAUAGUGGUGAACUCUGAAGGUAUCCCCAUUAAGACAACUUUAGACAAUACUACAACGGUUCAAUACGCGGGGCUCAUUAGUUCUUUAGCUGAUAAAGCUAGGAGUGUAGUUAGAGAUCUGGACCCCUCCAACGAUCUGACAUUUCUCCGGAUUCGAUCCAAGAAGCACGAGAUUAUGGUAGCCCCCGACAAGGAGUUCAUAUUGAUAGUAGUGCAAAAUCCCACUGAUUAAACUUUCCACAAAAAGGGCUGUUUCCAAUUACGUGUUUUACUAGCUACGAGUGGCGACAACUCAAGACUAGAUCACAAUUCUGUUUUUUUAACAUGCAAUGUUUUAUUAAUAUUAUAGUUAAUUACUGAGCUAAUAUAAUACAUUGUUAUUUUAGUCGCUUUUUACCUACUCAAUGUAAAUCUAGUGGCUUGUCAAGGUGUUGCAUAAAUCUAGAUAUUUAUCUACCAUAUUCUGUGAUUCUUUUUAAUAUUUGCAAUUAUAAUACAUUCUUAUACGAA